Messenger RNA from Quercus robur (English oak), 2764 nucleotides. Its product is annotated as protein GAMETE EXPRESSED 2. Gene Ontology annotation, molecular function: actin filament binding. Gene Ontology annotation, biological process: pollen sperm cell differentiation; actin cytoskeleton organization. The coding region runs from base 35 to 2671 and encodes 878 amino acids. The transcript has 14 exons. The record is from RefSeq and is a predicted model, not a curated record. NCBI's taxonomy places the organism in Eukaryota, Viridiplantae, Streptophyta, Magnoliopsida, Fagales, Fagaceae.
GCUUUUACUAGGACCUCUAGAGAUUUCCAAUUGCAUGGCCAAAUGGAACUUUGAGCCAAAUGGGUGGCAAUUAUACUCUAAGAUGGAAAUAUUUAUACACCAGAUGGAUCAAUAUGGAAACCUUGUUCCAGGAUUGUAUGAAUUUGAUGCUGAAGUUUUUGAAAAAGAGACUAAUUUGUCUAUACCAGUUGCAGAUUUGCACUUUGAAGAAGUCAUGGCAGGAAUUCAGUUGUUUUCUUUUAGCAAUUCUGAACCAGGGAACUUUUCGCUCACAGUAUAUGAUAGCAAGCAUAACAAAAGCAUUUCCAAUAUGCCAUAUGCUUAUACUGUCUUUGUAGGUUACAGCGAUGGGUUGAAAAGUGUUGUCAAUGGUUCUGGUUUAAACAAUUCGGUUGCUGGGAAAAUGGCAGAGUUCUCAGUUUAUUUGAACGAUUUUUAUCAAUAUCCCUCUCCAGUUGAAGUAGAAAGGCUUCAAGUACAGAUUGUAAGGCAAAUUGAUUCCUAUUAUGUAUUGCCAAGCAUAUCACCUCUGCAUAUCAUCAAUGGCAGUGAACCCACUAGAACAUUAAGAUAUGGUGCGACCAGCCAGAUUGAAAUUGCUCCUUCACCAUCUGUGGACCUGAGUAACACUUCUGUUGGGAGCUCAAAAGUUCGGGCCAGUUCCUUUAAUGUGGCUUAUACACCUGAUAAGAGUGGGAUUUAUGAAAUUCGUGUAUUUUGUGGAAAUGUUCUACUGAAUGGUGGUCAUUCAAUCACCAAGGAAGUAAUACCAGGGGAAGUUAAUGUGUCGCUCUCAGGAGUUCUGAGAUACGCUCCCAAGGUGCCAAAGCAAAUAAAGAAUGAAGUGGUAGUGCAGCUCAUGGAUUCAUUUCAUAACCCUGUUUUGUCAGAACAAUCAAGGCUGAAAUUAGAGAUUGCUUCUGUCAACAAUUCUGGUUUCUCAACUGGGAUGUUUGUGGAUAACAAUGAUGGAACAUACACUGUAAAUUAUCUGGCUAAGGAUGUUGGAACUUAUGAGAUGUGUGCUUCUUUUGAUGGAAAUCGUUUUCUACCCUGUCCCUUUGGGGUCAAUAUAUACAGUAGUGAAUAUUUUCCCAUGGCCUACAAUGAUACAAUACCUGUUUGGGAGGAUGAGUCCAUUGCUUUUGAUGCCUUAGCAAAUGACUACUUUGCUGGCCACAAUGCAAGUAUUUUUCAAUACACAAAACCAGCUCAUGGUUCACUCCUACAGUAUGGAAGGCUUCUUAGAUACACUCCUUACAAAGAUUAUUAUGGGAAUGAUUCUUUUUCUUAUACUAUGUCUGAUAUAAAUGGAAAUCUUGCUAUUGCUGCUGUAAACAUUUCUGUUCUUAGUAUCCCACCCCAGUUUGUUUCCUCUCCAAGCCUACUACAAGCAACUGAAGAUGUAUUAAGUCCCAGGUUUGGGGGUUUCUCUGGGUUUGAGAUAAGAUAUUCAGAUCAGAUGGAGAACAUCUCUGUUAAUCUCAGUGCACAAUCUGGGAUUAUCUUUUUGUCUCCAAUGCUGAUGCAAUUUUGGCAGCCAAUGUGGAGUGGACUCUCUGUAAAUAGAGGGGGUGAAGAAGCGAAGGACUUGAUUUUAGAAGGUUCUUUGGAAGUAAUCAAUUCUGCACUUCAGGCAAUUCAGUAUCUUGGAAAUCAGAACUUCAGUGGAAAUGAUACGAUUCGAGUGUCUACUAGGAACAAGAAUGGAAAAAAUGAUUUGGAUGUUCCAGUUUUUGUGGAGCCUAUUAACGAUCCUCCAUUUAUUCAUGUUCCUGAAAUUAUUAUCCUGAAGGGUAAUGAAGAUGAGACACUGAUUUAUAACAGAGAACAUGACAAAUUUGAGUUCUAUAUUGGGGAUCCAGAUCUUCUUAACUUCCCUGGUGGUGAGAUGAACUUUAUUGUCACAUUUUCUGUGGAAGUUAGUGAUGGAUUUUUGGUCACUAGUUUACCAGCUGAGCUCAUCGAUACAACUGAACUGAAGCUAAAGAACAUUUAUCUUUGGCAACCUCUUCAGACGUAUGUCACUAUCUCAAAACAUUUUACAGUCAAAGCUAAUGGUAUUAGAUUCCGGGGCACAGUGAAUGACUGCAACAAUAUUUUGAAACAGCUGUUUUAUCACGGUGGAGGACAUGGUGCUGUUUUAACACUGACAUUAAAUGAUAUGGGAAACUAUGGGUGUUAUCCAGAUUGUUCUGAAAGGGUAUCAUUGCCAUUAUAUACUGAGGCUGCUGUAAAUCUAAUAAGAAGAAGGCCAAUGAGUUCAUUGGUAGCUCAUUCCCUAGGAUCAGCUAUAGUUGUGGAAUCUUUCAUGGUGUUCUCUCUUGGGGUGUUGCUUCUAUUUUUUACAUGCAAAUGUGCAAUUCUUCUUGUAAAUGAAAGAAGCAGCCGACAGAUGAAGACUUCUGAGCUAUCUAUUGUUCAAAGUUCCCAUGAACAAACUCCAAGUACAACUCUAUCUGAGGAUGCAGUUUACUACACUGGGUGGUGUUCAAGUCCCUUCUUGCUUGGCAGCCAAUUGUCCAACUUUCGCAAGCGCUCCAGCCGUCUAUUUGGGAAAGGAGAAUCUAGCAACGCAGCAUUUGGCUCUUCUAAAUCGUUUGGGGAUCAAAGUCAGCAGACUUCUUUCAUGCCACUUGCCAUUGAAAAGGGACAAAGUGAAACAGCUUGAUAUGUUGUAAAAAUUUAAACUAUGACUUUGUAUAACCUUUUCAAAUGACUUUGUAUAUUUCUUGUUUUUAAUGUACUUUUCAAUUUUCAUUUA